Messenger RNA from Mytilus californianus (California mussel), 2325 nucleotides. RefSeq names its product acetylcholine receptor subunit alpha-like. The coding region runs from base 491 to 1621 and encodes 376 amino acids. The transcript has 2 exons. The record is from RefSeq and is a predicted model, not a curated record. NCBI's taxonomy places the organism in Eukaryota, Metazoa, Mollusca, Bivalvia, Mytilida, Mytilidae. Gene Ontology annotation, biological process: regulation of membrane potential; nervous system process; chemical synaptic transmission. Gene Ontology annotation, molecular function: neurotransmitter receptor activity; transmembrane signaling receptor activity; extracellular ligand-gated monoatomic ion channel activity. Gene Ontology annotation, cellular component: synapse; neuron projection; membrane.
AUUAUUACCUUGUAGAAAGUUUACUUUUGCUGUCAUUGUACUGUUUUAAUUCUAUGUUUUUCUCUAAUGCUGUAAGAUUUUGUUGCCUUUUCAAAUUAGAUUUAACAUCAACUAGCAAAGAAGAAAAUUUAUUUAAUUAUUGUGUAUGUCUGUACUAUUUUGAACUUUUAGCGACUGAUGAUCAGUAUGUGUACAUGCAAACUUGAAUAUAACAAUUAUUUUAGAUGCCUAAUUUAUUCAUUAUUGAUAAUAUUGAUAUGUCAAAAUAUAAAUAAAACACGCACUCAAAUGAUAAUUUUAGUCAAAAUCUUAAAAGUAAAAUGUUUAUAAUUACAUCAAAGUUUAAUUAAAUCUUUUUAAGGCAGUUCUCUCAAAGCAUUAAUCUAUAAAUGAGAACAAAAGUCGUGAUUUAAAAAAAUGAAAAUAAGAUAUAUGAAUCACGCUUCGAUAUCGAUAUUUCAGUGCAGAUGGAAAUUUUGUUGUUACUCUGAUGACUAAGGCAACAAUACAUUAUAGUGGACUGAUAGUAUGGGAACCUCCAGUAAUAUAUAAAAGUGCAUGCAUCAUAGACGUAGAAUAUUUCCCCUUUGAUAUACAGUCAUGUAAGAUGAAGUUUGGUUCAUGGACGUACGAUGGGAAUGAAAUAGACCUUGUCCACAUAUGUUCUGAAAACCAGGAUAUAGCAGGCGUUAUAUUAACCAAUGGUAUAAAUUUCGCUGACUUCUAUUCUAAUGUAGAGUGGGAUGUAUUGUCGGGGACAGCAAUAAAAAACUUUAAAACAUAUCCGUGCUGUCCAGAACCAUAUAUUGAUGUGACAUUUGAGAUAACAAUGAAGAGGAAGACAUUAUUCCAUACGGUAAAUCUGAUAAUGCCUUGUGUUGCAAUAUCUUUUUUGACAGUAAUUGUGUUUUAUUUGCCAUCAGACAGUGGUGAAAAAAUAACCCUUUCUAUCUCAAUUCUACUGUCAUUGACCGUUUUCUUCCUUUUACUGGCAGAGAUAAUUCCACCGACUUCUUUAGUGAUUCCACUACUUGGAAAAUAUCUUUUAUUUACAAUGACUGCAGUAACUUUAUCCAUUUUGGCUACCAUAGUAACGAUUAGAAUUCAUUUUCAUUCACCCUCAACACACAAAAUGUCCACAUUGGUUAAAUACAUAUUUCUGGAUCUCUUACCAAGAUUAAUGUUUAUGGAACGUCCCAAGCUAGAAUCAAAUAUGACAACAGAACAUAAUACAAAUUAUGCAAAUCAGAACACUGAAAUGGACAAUAUAAGAUCAAAACUGCUUCUAGAAGAAGAGAAAUCUUGUGAAGGCAGUGCUGAAUCUGGAGUAGAGGCAGAUGCAUCGUUACCACCUCAGGAUUUAGACUACUAUAAAAUAAUUGGCCUUCGCAAUCUGGAUCGCAUCGUAGACCAUUUGAAAAGACAAGAUGAAGAAUUGUCUGUGAGAGAAGACUGGAAAUAUGUUGCCAUGGUGAUUGAUCGAAUGUUUUUGAUUAUUUUCACUGUAGCUUCUUUGAUAGGAUUUUUUGGUGUUAUAGCACAAGCACCAACCCUUUACGAUACUCGGAUUCCGGUUUCUGAAUUUUCAUACAACAGAAGCUACUGUGCAUAUCCAAGUUAGAUAAAUAUAUUUCAAUUGUAUCCCUAUGCUGAUAUUCAUGUCUUUCAGUAUGUGUUUUUAAUUCUUUUUUGAAUAUGCAAGUUUUCGAUUUGAAAACCUUAUAUGUGAUAACAAUUAUAUUAAAUGCUCAGCUCUCUUUAAGAGAGAAACUAUGACAGGAUUAUCUUAAUUUAUGCAUUGAUAGAUAAUGAGUGCAUUCCACAUUUUUUAUAAUUCAAAUAUAUUUUACUUUUUUACAUGUUCUAUCUUAUAUACAUAUAUGUUUAACUUAUAAAAUGAGGAAGUUAGAGCACCACCUUAUUCUUCUGUAGAGAAUCGUCUACAAUGUUUCAUAAGAGUGUCUCAUAUCAGUAUGGUUCAUGCUUAUACCAUGUCUUUUUCUAGGAAGUGUAAAUUUCUACUUUCUUAAGAACUAAUCUGAAUGCGUAACACAUACCUCACAGUAAAAUAUCUGAAAAUGCUAGAUUUUUCGGUCGACAACAUUGAGUCAGGUACAUUUACAUUUCAAUAACAGACAAAUGAUAUUCGACGGAUACCGUGAGAUAAUUUCCAAAUUUACUUUACUCAACAUUGGGCUAGUUUUUCUUACAGGAAAAUUCUUUUAAUUGAUUUUUUUUUUGAAUAGUUGUCAUAUCGGGAAUGAAUACACGUUUCCUCAAUUUUUUUUAUCUGAAAGAGAAAUGAAUAUAAAUUAUUUUUCUACA